AGGAGUCCGCGCGUGCGCAGUGGGUCCAACUCUUAUGAAACCAAGCGGUCGGCAGGUAGAGUAACAUCAGGGACGUUUUAGAAGUCUUACAAGUGGACCAUUUAAAGACGGAAUGCACUUUUCUUCGGGUUUGACAUAGAUACCACCUGCGGGGGUCCAGUGCGAGAUAAACAUGGCCCCCAACUCCAUCCACUGGUUCCGGAAAGGUCUCCGUCUCCAUGACAACCCAGCCCUGAGGGAGGCAGUCCGGGGAGCGGGCACAGUACGCUGCGUUUACUUUCUGGACCCUUGGUUCGCGGGCUCUUCCAAUGUCGGGGUCAACAGGUGGAGGUUUCUUCUCCAGUGUUUGGAGGACCUCGAUGCCAGCCUUCGCAAGCUCAACUCCCGCCUCUUUGUCGUCAGGGGCCAACCCGCCAACGUGUUCCCGCGCCUCUUUAAGGAGUGGAAGAUCUCCCGCCUCACCUUCGAGUAUGACUCAGAACCGUUUGGGAAGGAGAGGGACGCCGCCAUCAAGAAGCUGGCCAUGGAGGCUGGAGUGGAGGUCGUCGUCAAGAUAUCGCACACCCUCUACGACCUGGACAAGAUCAUCGAGUUGAACGGCGGACAGCCGCCACUCACCUACAAGCGUUUCCAGACCCUCAUCAGCCGGCUGGAUCCUCCGGAGAUGCCAGCCGAGACGCUGUCGAACAGCCGGAUGGCUCACUGCGUCACCCCGAUCUCAGACGACCACGGGGACAAGUACGGGGUGCCGUCGCUGGAGGAGCUCGGCUUCGACACGGAGGGCCUGCCGACAGCCGUGUGGCCGGGAGGCGAGACUGAGGCCCUGACCAGGAUAGAACGCCAUCUGGAGAGAAAGGCGUGGGUGGCGAACUUCGAGCGUCCCCGGAUGAACGCCAACUCGCUGCUGGCCAGCCCGACGGGCCUCAGCCCCUACCUGCGCUUCGGCUGCCUCUCCUGCCGCCUUUUCUACUUCAAACUCACCGACCUCUACCGCAAGGUGAAGAAGAACAGCUCCCCUCCGCUCUCGCUGUACGGACAGCUGCUGUGGCGGGAGUUCUUUUACACGGCCGCCACCAACAACGCGCGCUUCGACAAGAUGGAGGGGAACCCCAUCUGCGUGCGCAUCCCGUGGGACAAGAACCCCGAGGCGCUGGCCAAGUGGGCCGAGGCCAAGACGGGCUUCCCGUGGAUCGACGCCAUCAUGACUCAGCUGAGGCAGGAGGGCUGGAUCCACCACUUGGCUCGCCACGCCGUCGCCUGCUUCCUCACCCGAGGCGACUUGUGGAUCAGCUGGGAGGAAGGGAUGAAGGUCUUUGAGGAGCUGCUUCUGGACGCCGACUGGAGCGUGAAUGCGGGCAGUUGGAUGUGGCUGUCCUGCAGUUCCUUCUUCCAACAGUUCUUCCACUGCUACUGUCCCGUGGGCUUCGGCCGGCGCACAGACCCCAACGGGGACUUCAUCAGACGCUACCUACCUGUCCUCCGAGGUUUCCCCGCCAAGUACAUUUAUGACCCGUGGAACGCGCCCGAGUCGGUGCAGGCGGCGGCCAAAUGCGUCAUCGGCGUCCACUACCCCAAGCCCAUCGUGCACCACGCCGAGGCCAGCCGCCUCAACAUCGAGAGGAUGAAGCAAAUCUACCAGCAGCUCAGCCGAUACCGGGGACUAGGCCUUCUGGCGUCGGUACCAUCAACCAACGGCAACGGGAACGGAGGAAUGAUGGCCUACUCCCCCGGGGACCAACAACCAGCCGCCAACAACAACAUCAACAACAACAUCAACAACAACGUCGCCCACCACAUACCUAGUGUGUCGGGAGGCUCGGUCGCCGGCGGCAACGGUGGCGGUGGAAUCCUUCAGAACUUUCAAAGCGAGGGACAAGCGAGGGGGCCCGGUCAGCAGAGAUUACCGCACGGUUUCCAUUCAGUGCCAGACAACAACGCGACUGUCGCCAGCAGUCACCUGUAUCACCAGUUUGCCGUGCCUCAGCAUCCAGGUCUGGCGCACGCCAGAGGCGGCAUCACAGGGAAGCGCGAGCGGGAGUCGGAACGCGAGGGCUCGAGCGAGGAAGAGUCGUCGUCCUGCUCCGCCCACAAGAUGCAAAGACAGAGUGCACAGACCACAUAACGAACAAAGACACCGGCUCCUUGAGAAGACGUCCUCUCUGACUUUUUUGUGCACCGCUGGAACUAACGAGGUGAACAUGCCACGGGAGGCUCGCACCUCCCUUGCACUUACAAAAAAAAAAAAAAAACACCUCAAAAAGUGUCCUCGGUUGAUGGAAGCUGGACUAUUUAUUUAUAGGGAAAAUCAAAACACAAGCAAAAAACAACAAACCAAAAUGUACAAAAUCUUUGUCUGACGGCAGAGGCCUCACUCCCGCUUUGAAAUAUGUAUGUGUAUUUUUAUAUAUACAUAUAUAUAAAUAUGUGUGUUAUUCUAUACCAAAGUGUAAUCUGUCCCAGCAGCCACCAGGGGGCUCCCUUUAGGACCGUCAUCCCAUGUAAUCCAAGGAACCGUCGCACUUUGCGUGGUUUCUGUCGGGCUCGCUUGUGUCGGCGGUUUAAAAACCUUUUCAUCGGCGACGUUCAAAGCGUGCUUACAAACGCCGCCGACUUCCUGGACUAUUUAUUUAUAAGGAAAAUCAUAACACAAGAAAAAAAAAAACAACAACAGACCAAAUUGUACAAAAUCUUUGUCUGACAGAAGAGGCCUCACUCC
Molecule: messenger RNA, 2716 nt
Organism: Nerophis ophidion (straightnose pipefish)
Lineage: Eukaryota; Metazoa; Chordata; Actinopteri; Syngnathiformes; Syngnathidae
Product: cryptochrome-1-like
Exons: 15
Coding region: 173-2122 (649 amino acids)
Biological process (GO): circadian regulation of gene expression; entrainment of circadian clock by photoperiod; negative regulation of DNA-templated transcription
Cellular component (GO): cytoplasm; nucleus
Molecular function (GO): DNA binding; FAD binding
Source: RefSeq, a predicted model, not a curated record